AUGUUAGUGGCUUUCUGGUGGGGAACUGAGGAUCACCAUAGGAAAAUUCACUGGGUCUUUUGGGAAAGACUCUGCUUACCUAUAGAUCAAGGUGGUAUGGGCUUUAGGGACCUUGAAGUUUUUAACCAGGCGAUGCUUGCUAAACAAGCAUGGAAGGUGCUCUCAUCUCCUGACUGUUUUCUGGCUUCUCUCCUAAAGAGCAGGUGCUUUCUUGAUGGUGAGUUCUUAUAUGUGUCCCUUGGGGCCAGGCCAUCCUAUGCUUGGUGUAGCCUGCUGUAUGGGAGAGAGCUACUGAUGAAAGGUCUCAGACAUAAGGUUGGCAAUGGACGGCAGACCAGAGUUUGGCUUGAUAAAUGGAUUGCUGACCUGGUGGAAGGCUUGAGAGCUCCGUGGAUUAAAAAUGCUACUUUUGAUGUCAAUUUAAGGGCUUCAGCGCUGAUAGACCUGUCUACACGCAAGUGGAAUGAAGGGGCUCUUAAUGAGGUAUUUGUUCCUUCUGACAUUGAGUACUUGCUAAGGAAUCAACCGGUGGUAUCAAAGGAGGACUUUAAGGUUUGGAAUUUAACAAGGAGUGAUCAGUUUUCUAUGAAAUCUGCGUAUCAACUUGCCUUCUCGGAAAAAACUAAAGUGACCCAGCCUGAGACUUUCAAUCAGCCGUCGGUGAACAGUCUAAAGGAGAAGGUGUGGAAAGUUCCCACAUUGCCAAAGAUCAGAGUCUUUGUAUGGAAAGUUCUUAAUGGGGCUCUGCCUGUUGCUGAUUUAUUGGAAUCAAGAGGCAUUCCUUACCCUAGACUUGGAUUUCAUGAGAACUCGAUCUCUGAAAAUAUCAGUUACUUGUUACAUCUGAGGCAAGAUCGAGUGGGGGACAGUUCCUCACCUAGAAUGUGGUCUUGGCUCCUGUGGGUAAUAUGGAAAGCGAGAAAUGAGUUAUUGUUCAAGAGCAUUAUGCCGAACCCCUCAAACAUCUUGUUGCGAGCGAAACAAGAAACAGAGGAGUGGUUUGAGGCCCAAACGGUAAAGGAAAAUUUACAGCUUCAGCUGCAGUUUAAGCCGAAGAAAGGCAAAGCCAGAUGGAAGCCUCCUUUGCCAGGGUGGACGAUGUGUUCUCUUGAUGAUGCUAAGCUUGUGGGGGUACUGUGGAGUCUUGAGAGUAUGGGAAGUCAGAGGAUUUCGAACGUGGUGGUGGCGGGUGAGUUUGCGGAAUUGUUUGGAGCGGUGGAAAGGUCCCAAGCGUGGCCUUCCUUCCUGCAUCAAAUUGAGGAGAUCAAGCGGGGGAAGGACAGUAUUGAUGGCUGUAUGGAUGAUGUUUAA
Messenger RNA from Brassica rapa (field mustard), 1311 nucleotides. RefSeq lists its product as uncharacterized. The record is from RefSeq and is a predicted model, not a curated record. Lineage: Eukaryota; Viridiplantae; Streptophyta; Magnoliopsida; Brassicales; Brassicaceae.